Bursaphelenchus okinawaensis is the source of this 999-nucleotide messenger RNA. Lineage: Eukaryota; Metazoa; Nematoda; Chromadorea; Rhabditida; Aphelenchoididae. The record is from the annotation of a GenBank genome assembly.
AUGUGUGCGCCCAGUACGAUUGGUCAUGUUGCCAAAACGGCGUACCGGAGAAAACUGGUAAUGUGCGCACGUCAAAGUCAAAAAAAGUAUCGCGAAACAUCGGUAAGAACUUUCGUUUUACCUUUUUGGUUUUAGUCAGUAUACUUGCAACAUAAAAUAAAACAUUUGCAGUUUUUCAGCUUUACGAAGCUUAACAUCAGUAAAAGCUACAGUUUUUACCCAAUAUUAACUAAUAUAAUACAAAUCUAUACUCAAAAUAAUUUAGACGCGUCGAAAAAUUGUGCCAACAAUUCUACGACAGCAUCCACCGUCUGAACUGCAAUUCAUAUCGUUGUUCGGAUACCUACAAACUCAAUGUCACACACGGCCAAAUGAAAAUUGUACAAACGAGGACUAUGAAAGCAUGACACGAGGCUGUGAAGACGAUAUACGACAAAGAAGUCAAUUGUCAAAUUCCGAUUUGGAUCGGCAUCAGCUUUUACGGUAAUUAACUAGCAAUAAAAGAGGCGGAAAGGUCAAGUAUAAGACAAGAUUUAAUAUACUAAAGCAUUAAGUUGUUCACUUAAUUCUGCGCUCCUUCUCAAAGCUAGUUUGUAGAAUACGAGGGCGCAGAAUUACGUUAACAACCUAAUCUUUCUAAAAAUUAUUACCUAAACUACAAAUUUUAGAAUUAAACUUGACGCCUCCAGUCGACUUCUACCGUACACCGAGACUAAACGUGCCGAUGAAUGCUUAAUGGUCCGCUCAUCACUAUCAGACAUCUUUCAAAUUCACCAAAAAUACUGCCUACAGACAAUUGUGACAAGAUGUAUGUGCGAACGUUUAAAUUUCGAAUAUUUUUGUGAUAUCGAAUGUUCGCGGUUAGAACCAACUGGACUACCAUUGUACCAACAGCUACUUUGGGACGAGUUCAAGGGUCGGUUAGCUAGUAAUGGCUAUGUAAAUAACGCUCAAUUUUUAAUCAAUUUAAUGUUUGUUGUGCUUGUAAAUUUAUUAUGA